AUGGCUCGUGACGUGUCUAGACGACACAAGCAGCGUGAGGAGAUGGUUGCAUCUGCACUAUUAAACAAGACAGAAAGUUCAAGACAACGACCCCGUGAUAGCGACGUUGGAAUGCUACCGCGUCUUCUCGUGCGCAUUGGUGUGGCAGCUCUUAUUGUUGUUCUCGGGACGUUCGUGAUGGUCAUGCAGCAACCAGCAACGAUUCCGACACGUAGCCACACGUUGAAUCCUUCAGAGAAAGUACAAGCUGAAACAAGAGCUAGUCGUCGAGCUACUGUGUACCCAAUGGUUGAAGUAGUGGACAAGUAUCCGCACGACUCGACAGCAUUUACGCAAGGCUUUACGGUUAUCAAUCGAGACAAGAAGAAGAUCUUUAUUGAGUCGACGGGGCUCUAUGGAAAAUCGAGUUUACGUCAGGUUGACAUUGAAAGUGGAAACGUGAUAAGGCAAUAUGAUUUACCUAAAGAGCUCUUUGGAGAAGGCGUGACACUCGGACCAAAGGACGAGCUGAUCAUGCUUACGUGGAAGAGCAAGAUUGGUCUUGUGUUUGAUCUGAAGAAGGCUGUGGGUGGCAAAAUCGAUGACUUUACCGUGAAGCGUGACUUUAAGUUUGACACUGUCACGGGUGAAGGUUGGGGCGUCACUUAUGAUGGCAAAGACCUCAUUGUCUCGGACGGGUCAUCAACCAUUAUGUUCUGGGAUCCAUCAACGAUGAAGGAAACUCGACGUGUUGAUGUCACGAUCUAUGACGGCGAGCAAGAAAUCCCUUACAUCAAUGAACUCGAGGUCGCCAAGGGGUUCAUCUAUGCAAACGUGUGGUAUCAGCCUUACAUCCUGAAAAUUAACCCCACGACUGGUGCCGUCGUCACGAUGUUUGACAUGUCGAAACUCGUUGCAGACGUGGGUGUUGAUGUAACGUCCGGUGCUGUUCUGAACGGUAUCGCCUACGACGACAAAGACGAUGUCUUCUAUGUUACAGGUAAGCACUGGAAUUUCGUCUACAAAGUCCGUCUUGUCGAGUAA
Molecule: messenger RNA, 1023 nt
Organism: Peronospora farinosa
Lineage: Eukaryota; Oomycota; Peronosporomycetes; Peronosporales; Peronosporaceae
Source: the annotation of a GenBank genome assembly